This is a messenger RNA of Capsicum annuum, 537 nucleotides long. RefSeq names its product non-classical arabinogalactan protein 30. Bases 1 to 534 code for a protein of 177 amino acids. Lineage: Eukaryota; Viridiplantae; Streptophyta; Magnoliopsida; Solanales; Solanaceae. The record is from RefSeq and is a predicted model, not a curated record. The transcript has a single exon.
AUGGCAAGCAGCCAACUUGUCCUGAUCACCUCGUUGCUCCUUGCAUUAGCCUUUCCACCGAUGACCGCCUAUGACAACGUGCCAGCCAAGUCUGUAGAGAAAACUGCUCAAGUGGUGGUUGAAGGCAUGGUCUACUGCCAGAGCUGUGAUAACUACGGAUCAUGGUCUCUGUCAGGAGCUAAGUCCAUUGCAGCAGCUAAAGUUAGUGUUAUCUGCAAAAAUUACAUGAAAAGAACGAGCUUCUACAAGGCAUUUAAAACAGAUGAAAAUGGCUACUUAUUUGCACCGCUGGAUGGCUUCAAAAUGGGACAUUCCUAUCUUGACCAUCCUCUACAUUCAUGCCGCGUAAAACUGGUCGGCUCUCCUCUUGAAAACUGCAGUGUGUUCACUAAUGUCAACUAUGGAAUCACCGGUGCUCGACUCCGAUUUUUAGACAAAAAAUUGAGGUGGAGUAAUUAUGAGGCUGUAAUUUAUGCUGCAGGCCCCUUCGCUUUCCGGCCAGCUUACUGCCUCCUAAACCAGAAUAUUAAUUGAUUU